This is a messenger RNA of Alosa alosa (allis shad), 628 nucleotides long. RefSeq names its product myosin, light chain 2b, regulatory, cardiac, slow (gene myl2b). The coding region runs from base 1 to 414 and encodes 137 amino acids. The record is from RefSeq and is a predicted model, not a curated record. Gene Ontology annotation, cellular component: myofibril; cytoplasm. The transcript has 5 exons. Gene Ontology annotation, molecular function: calcium ion binding. Gene Ontology annotation, biological process: muscle cell fate specification; heart development; cardiac muscle contraction. NCBI's taxonomy places the organism in Eukaryota, Metazoa, Chordata, Actinopteri, Clupeiformes, Clupeidae.
AUGACUGUCAUCCCACCCGAUGGUGGGAGGCCAGUUACAAAGUCCAAGGACGCAAUCAGGGUCGCAGUGGUGGGCGACAGGCCGCCUGGAAUGUGGGGCAGGAGGAGAUCGACGCCAUGCUCAAGGGGAGGGCGGGGGCCCAUCAACUUCACCGUCUUCCUCACCAUGUUUGGAGAGAAACUCAAGGGUGCUGAUGCUGAAGAAACCAUCUUAAAUGCCUUUAAAGUCUUUGACCCGGAGGGAAAGGGCACACUGAAGAAGGACUUUGUUUCCGAGAUGCUGACCACCCAGGCGGACAGGUUCUCUCCAGAAGAGAUGGAGCAGAUGUUUGCUGCCUUCCCUCCUGAUGUGGCGGGAAACCUGGACUACAAGAACCUGGUCUACAUCAUCACACACGGUGAAGAGAAGGAUUAGGAGUAAACACCUUCUCAUCUAUCAUCUCUCAUCUCACACCUCAGUCUCACUGAGCCUCCCGACUCUCAUUCUCUCUCUCUGAUGAGAACAAACAGAGAGGAACACGCUUCUCUAGCAUUAAACACAGAAUACACGACUCCUGAUCACAAUGACCUUUCUAAACCUUUAAUGUGUUAUAUUACAAAUUCAAUAAAUUGAGCCAGAAUCAAACAAA